CCGGCCCUCCAAGUAGCUUAUGUUGGCUGCAUGGCCAGUAAAGGCGGAGAGCAGACAGAACAUACGAACCGACACUGAGAAAGCCCAACAAUCACAACCAACCUGCCCACCUCACCUUAACUCCCACAAAAAUCCCCCAUAGGAUCCACCGAUCACAACUACCAACCACCAGCAACAACAACAACCAAAUCCCUUCCUACUGCCUGUACCUUAAUCAUCCCGCUCUAGCUCAUCGAUAAUCAGCCUUAUUGCUAUCGAAAAAGAAACUCUAUUUGCUCCUGCUCGCUCAGACACCUCCGGUUUCCGCCGUUGCUCGUCCGUCGUCACAUCCCUUCAGCACGCCCCCCUAUCAAUCCUUAGUUGCCUUCACCUUCUAAGGUACCAUGGCUACCCCAGAACCGCGGCGGUAUGAGCCAGAGGAAUUGCUCGCGCUGGCAAAGUCUCCUCUCGUGAAGAAGCCGAGCACACUGCCGCCAAUGGAAGAAUGGAUGGGACCAGUUACUGCUCGUCCAACCGCAUCGAGAGCCAGAACGGACGGCGACAUUGCUGGUAACAGCAACGGCAAUGAUGACUCCCCUCGUGGCGCUAUGACGAACCGUCGCCCCUCCAUCUUCAGUGAUUCCCGGUUGUCGAGAUCGUCCAUUCCGGAAGACAUGGUUCUCGGCCCGCCCAAAAUGUCUUUCGCAUCCUCCUCGGCCCGUACUUCAGCUGGUAAUAAAUUCGAUCACGAGUCCGUACGGUCUGCCAGCAUUAAUACCCCGACUUUCGACGACGAGCGAGGAGAGAGUCCCCGAUUUGAGAGAUUCAAGAGCUUCGGAGGGUUCGGCCGUGGCGAGGAACGGGAUAAGGAGGCUGGAGGUCGUGACUUUAGUGACCUCCGGGGAGGAUUCUCGAAGCGCCGGGAGGACUCCGAGGGGGGCGGCGGAUGGACGAACGUCUCUCGUCAACCACGUAAGAGCUUUGGUGCUGAGGAAGGAGGUGAUCGUGAGCGUUUCCGCAAGGACAUGCGUGGGGAUGCAGACAAGAAGGGGGGAUCGCCGUGGGAUAGGGAACGCCCUGCCAAGUACGAGAACUUUGGCAAGGAACGCGACCGUGAACACCGCGGCCGAGGCAAGCGGGAUGAAUCAAGCUGGCUCCUUGAGGACAACCGCGGAGAGAGGAACAACAGAGAUAAUCCACGUGAUCAUCACCGCUUUGGCAGCAGAGUCGAGAAGGACCCUGAGUGGAUGGACAGCGACGGCAAAUCUGGGGAUGGUAAAGCUGCUCAUUCUAUGGAAGACUUCCAGAAAUGGAAGGAGAGAAUGAAGGCCUCAUCAGGAGGUUCUACCGAGCCCCACAAGAAGCCUGAGGAUUUGAUCGAAAAGCCUGUUAAGGAGCCGGAGCAUGUUCCCGAACCCACUCCUACACCCCGAAUCGAAGAGAAGCAGGUGAAGGCUGAGAAUCCCAAGAGACAAGAGAGCAACCCACGAGAUGACGCCGAAGGAGGUGUCUUUCUGGACAGGGUAGCCAACGAACGCCACGAGCCUGAGCCACCCCAUGCCGCCGAGAAUGGGGUCGAUCGAUUCUUUGGAUUCUGGAGCGGCAAUAGCAUCCUCAAGAGCCCCGAACAGGGCGAUAUCAUAUCUGCUCCACGUGCUGAACCGAGAGCGGUGGGAAAAUCACGGUUUACGUCUUUCUUUGGGCCUCAGGAAUCUCACUCUCCGCCUCCCCACAUCCAACCCAAGGAACACCACCCGACGCCUGUCAAUCGUACCCCACCCUACACUCAGUCUCCCGUCCGUGAUUCUGGAGAUAUAGAAGACCGCGAGGGUUUCCAGCGUAUCUUGAAGAUGUUGGGCACCACCAACAUCAACGGCCCGGGGCCGUCGGACUCGCUUUCUGCUGGCCUCCUUUCGCGCCCACCUCAAUCAAGCAUCUCUCCAGGAAUUCCUUCCAUGUCCUCUCCCCAUCCACCGCCCCCCCAGGCGCAGCACGGUCACCAACAGUAUCCCAUGCCUAGCCCAGGUAGGGACUCCAACACGGAUUUCUUGAUGCGUUUGAUGCGGGGCGAGCAGCCGCAGCAGCUGCAACAACAGCAGCAGCAGCAGCAGCAGCAUCAAUCCGGGCCGAUGCACAACAAGUAUGGUGGGCCAUCUCAGAUGCCUCCGCCUCCACCAAUCGAUACCAGUAUACUCCAGUUUAACCGCGGAAACCACAACCCCAUCUCCCCAAACAUCGACGAUCCUGCUGUGAUGUUCAGGCAUCGCCCCAACCAGGAUAGUCCAAUCGUCAACAGAGGUCCUCCCCACAUGAUGGACCAUCACGGUCCUCCCCCUGGAUGGAACCCCCAACAGGCCUCGCAGGCUCCUCCCCCGCAGUCGCAUAGACAAGUUGCUCCACCCCCUGGAUUUGCUGGAGCUCGUCAUCAGCAAGGACCGCCUCCUCCAUUCAUGGCGCCCCCAGGUGUCAACGGACCGCCAGUUCCCUUCCAGCUCCUCAAUGGCCUCAACGGUCCGCUCCCCCCCAACAUGCCCCCACCUCCUCAUUUUCUCAUGGGCGGAAUGAACGGAAUGGGCGGAAUCAACGGCAUCAAUGGGAUGAACGGCGGCCCCCCUCCCCUCCCUUCCAACAUGAACGGUCCUCCACAGGGCGGCUUUCCUGGGAUGCCGUUCCCACCACACCAUCACCCUGACGCCAUGCUUGGUGGCAUCCACGGUGGACCGCCGUUCGGAUUCCCGCACCACGACAGUCUCAAGAGUCAGCCGUUCGGUCACGGUCCCAACAAGGGAAUCAUGCGUUAAAUGAGUACGUGACACUCAUUUGCGCGGGUGAUAAACUCCGGUCAGUGUUGAUGUCUUUCGAUUGGCAUUGUCACCAUGUGAUUGUUUUUCCUCGUCUACCCAUGUUGCAGGCAUGCAUAUGCAUCAUUUUAGAGGCUGUGUUUAACUAGUCUUACCCUCUUUUUCUUUACGCUUACGUUUACUUU
This is a messenger RNA of Tricharina praecox, 2965 nucleotides long. RefSeq lists its product as uncharacterized. The transcript has 5 exons. NCBI's taxonomy places the organism in Eukaryota, Fungi, Ascomycota, Pezizomycetes, Pezizales, Pyronemataceae. The coding region runs from base 384 to 2780 and encodes 798 amino acids. The record is from RefSeq and is a predicted model, not a curated record.